UACAACAGUCGUUGAAAUGAAAACUUUCCUGGUGAUUCUACUAAUCUCCGCUUUGGCCUUGGUCCAGGCCAGUACUAUUCGUGAUGAGGACUACUCGGUAUGGCCGGCUGGAACUUCAAUGGAGACCCAUCCGCACUCUUCCAACUGGCCCUGCGAUGUGGGUCACUUUCCCCAGGCAUACGCCCUAAUGCACAAGGUGGACAUGCGAUUGAAUCAGAUUGACAACGAGGAUCUCAAGAAUCGGAUCCAGAAUUUCGCUGUGGAUGCGUUGAGGAGGUGCACUACAAAUGGACAGAUGGACGAGCAUUGCGUUAAGAUUUCGAUCGGUUACACAAUGGCAUAUAUUCACCAUCAGAAAAGGGUAGCAAAUCGGUUGUAAAAACGUUUAGGUGGCUAAAUAAACUGUGAACAUUAACUGAAAA
Messenger RNA from Drosophila subpulchrella, 422 nucleotides. RefSeq lists its product as uncharacterized. The record is from RefSeq and is a predicted model, not a curated record. Lineage: Eukaryota; Metazoa; Arthropoda; Insecta; Diptera; Drosophilidae. The coding region runs from base 17 to 379 and encodes 120 amino acids. The transcript has a single exon.